AUGAGUUGUUUAAAAUAUAUUGAAGAUAGUAUCAAUUCAAAUAUUAGGGUGGAUGGAAGAGCUCUAUCAACAUAUAGAUCAAUAGAAAUAAAUAAAAGUAUUUUAGUUUCAGCAGAUGGAAGUAGCAGCGUUAUGAAUGAAGAAAAUAAUGUAAUUUGUGGAAUAAAACUUUCUUUGGUAACUCCUAAUCCAGAUACACAUGAUGAAGGUUUUGUUAAUUUACAGAUAGAUUGUCCAGCAUCUGUCGCUACAAACAGAAUAAAAAAAGAACAUUUACAAACUAUGACUUCAAUUAUUUAUGAUUUAUGCAUAAAAAAUAAUAUCAAUAAAAAAAAACUUUGUAUUUUAUCUUCAAAGUUUGUUUGGAGUGUUGAUAUAAAUGUUAUGGUUUUGAAUGCUGGAGGAGGAUUAUUAGACAUUAUUAGCAUAGCUAUAUAUGUAGCUUUAAAAAAUACUUCUAUACCUGUUGUUAUACCGAAAAAGCAAAUUGAGGAGUCAGAUGUAUUCAAUGAUUCUAAAAAUAAAGAUUAUCAGUUAGAAAUUGUUGAAAAUCAGGAAACAAACUUUCCAUAUGAAAAUGUUCCUAUAUGCAUUUCUAUUGGAGAAAUAAACAAUAAAUAUAUUUAUGAUAUGUCUAAAAUUGAAGAAGAGUUGGUUGAAAAUAUUUUUGUUGUAGCUAUUGCAUCAAGUGGAAAAUGUGUAGCAUUUCACAAAUUAUACGGUAUUUCAAUGGAAAUUUCUUCAAUAUUAAACAUAGCAGAAAACUCCUCAAAAAUUUCUCAUAUUCUUUUUGAGAAGAUCAAUGAAGCAAUUGAUAAAAUAGAAAUGAAAAAUUCCUCUUUAUAA
Plasmodium relictum is the source of this 846-nucleotide messenger RNA. It is a transcript of the gene RRP42, whose product is annotated as exosome complex component RRP42, putative. Bases 1 to 846 code for a protein of 281 amino acids. NCBI's taxonomy places the organism in Eukaryota, Apicomplexa, Aconoidasida, Haemosporida, Plasmodiidae. Gene Ontology annotation, cellular component: cytoplasmic exosome (RNase complex); nuclear exosome (RNase complex). Gene Ontology annotation, biological process: TRAMP-dependent tRNA surveillance pathway; U5 snRNA 3'-end processing; nuclear polyadenylation-dependent mRNA catabolic process. The transcript has a single exon. The record is from RefSeq and is a predicted model, not a curated record.